AUGUCUCAGGAAAGCAGUUACGGCAGGUGGACGAUCUCCAGCAGCGAUGAGAGUGAUGAAGAGAAGCCCAGCCUGCCCCAGCCCUCACGGUCUGUCCCGCCAGCCACCCCGCCAUCUGUCCCCCCACCCAGUGAGGACAGGGCAGGGCGCGAGCCCCUCUACACGUGCUCCGAGGCCCGGAGAGCUGCCCACAGGCGGAAGCUGUCACCCCUGAAAUUCGACGGGCCCCAGGCCGCCACGGACGCCUCCCCCGCCAAGAAGCAGAAGCCCAGUGGGGCUCGGGAGGACACGGGCUGGUGUCUGUCCAGCAGCGACGAUGAUGGCGAGCGGCCUGCAGACCCGCAGCCAGCCGGACCCCGGGCAGCAGACACAGGGGCCAAGGACUCACCUCCCAAGACCAGGACCCCCCAGCCAGCUGGAAGCCACCAGCCCCGGAAGGAGGAGAAAAAAGAGGACGAGUAUGAGACCUCAGGGGAAGGCCAGGACAUUUGGGACCUGUUGGAUAAGGGGAACCCCUUCCGCUUCUACCUCACCAGAGUCGCGGGCAUUAAGGCCAAGUACAACUCCGCGGCCCUGCACAUCAAAGAUAUUUUGUCUCCUCUAUUUGGGACCCUCGUGUCUUCAGCCCAGUUCAACUACUGCUUCGACGUGGACUGGCUCGUCCGGCAGUACCCCCCUGAGUUCCGGGGGACGCCCAUCCUCCUUGUGCACGGUGACAAACGGGAAGCCAAGGCCCACCUGCAGGCCCAGGCGAAGCCCUACGCAAACGUUUCCCUCUGCCAGGCAAAACUGGAUAUUGCAUUCGGAACACACCACACGAAGAUGAUGCUUCUGCAGUACGAGGAAGGCCUGCGCGUGGUCAUCCACACCUCCAAUCUCAUCCGCGACGACUGGCACCAGAAGACGCAGGGCAUAUGGCUGAGCCCUUUGUACCCACGCCUGGCCCCCGGGAGCCCCGGCGGCGGGGACUCGGCCACCCACUUCAAAGCCGAUCUCAUCAGCUACCUGACGGCCUACAACGUCCCCCCGCUCCAGGAGUGGGUGGACCUCAUCCGGGAGCACGACCUCUCCGAGACCCGCGUGUACCUGAUCGGCUCGACCCCCGGGCGCUUCCAGGGAAGUCAGAAAGAUGAUUGGGGACAUUUCAGACUCAGGAAGCUUCUCAAGGAGCACGCCGCCUCUGAGCCCCGAGCGGACGCUUGGCCCAUCGUGGGCCAGUUCUCGAGCAUCGGGUCCCUGGGCGCCGACGAGUCCAAGUGGCUGUGUUCCGAGUUUAAGGAGAGCCUGGGCAGCCUGGGCCACGGAGCCAGGGCCCUGGGCAGCAGCGCUGCCCCCCUGCACCUGAUCUAUCCCUCCGUGGAAAAUGUGCGAACCAGCUUAGAAGGUUACCCAGCCGGGGGCUCUCUUCCCUACAGCAUCCAGACAGCUGAGAAACAGAAUUGGCUCCAUUCCUAUUUUCACAAGUGGACGGCAGAGGCCUCUGGCCGCAGCAACGCCAUGCCGCAUAUCAAGACGUACAUGAGGCUCUCUCCAGACUUCAGCCAGAUGGCUUGGUUCCUUGUCACAAGUGCGAACCUGUCCAAGGCGGCCUGGGGAGUCUUAGAGAGGAACGGCGCGCAGCUGAUGAUCCGCUCCUACGAACUCGGGGUCCUCUUCCUGCCCUCUGCCUUUGGUCUGGACAGCUUCAAAGUGAAACAGAAAUUCUCCAGCACUCAGGAUCCAGCCACCCCCUUUCCUGUGCCCUACGAUCUACCUCCAGAGCAGUAUGGCAGCAAAGAUCGGCCGUGGAUCUGGAACAUUCCUUAUGUGAAAGCGCCGGACACUCACGGGAACAUGUGGGUGCCCUCCUGAGGGCCGCAGAGCACCGGAAAGUUGUCCCCCACGACCCCCCACCCCAACUUGGAGCCACCAGCAACCAGCUUUCCUGUCUGUGCAAGUUUCAGCUGGGCCCCACAGAACUCUGGCCACGGCCCAUCUUUUGACCAUGACAGUUGGUUGUACAUUUAACGGUCCUUGUCAUCGUUCUCACUUUGUUUAAAAAAAAAAAAAAGUAUUUUUUUAACUCA
Messenger RNA from Sorex fumeus (smoky shrew), 2066 nucleotides. RefSeq names its product tyrosyl-DNA phosphodiesterase 1 (gene TDP1). Gene Ontology annotation, biological process: double-strand break repair; single strand break repair. The transcript is spliced from 15 exons. NCBI's taxonomy places the organism in Eukaryota, Metazoa, Chordata, Mammalia, Eulipotyphla, Soricidae. The record is from RefSeq and is a predicted model, not a curated record. Bases 1 to 1851 code for a protein of 616 amino acids. Gene Ontology annotation, molecular function: double-stranded DNA binding; single-stranded DNA binding; 3'-tyrosyl-DNA phosphodiesterase activity. Gene Ontology annotation, cellular component: nucleus.